AUGUCGAGCAUGGACAUCUCCAGAUUCACCAGCCUCCACGUCGUGGCAUGGACGUGGCAGAACCUCUGGGCUUUACUUGCUAUUGCGCGCGACGCGAUAUACAAUGCGUACUUCCACCCGCUGAGCCGGUUCCCAGGGCCAAGAUUGGCAGCUUUCAGCAAUGCACCGUUUUCUAUAGCGUUCCUCGGAGGGAGACAACCUUACAAGAUGCUGGGCCUGCAUCGCCGUUACGGCCCCGUCGUCCGCGUCGCGCCCAACGAGCUCUCGUUCAGCACGGCACAGUCCUUUCGCGACAUCUACGGUUUUCGCCAGGGGCACAAAACCUUCGCGAAGUCCGGCUUCUACGAGGGAGGUAGUUUCGCGGCCAAGGGAGUCCACUCGAUCGUGUCGGAGCGCGACCCCACGAUCCACGCGCAGAUGCGGCGACUCUUAUCGCAUGCCUUCAGCAACACGAGCCUCCUGGAGCAGGAAGAGCUUGUUACGGAUAGCGUGGAUAAGUUUGUAGCCCUUACGAGGACGAAGGUCGGCCAGCGCUUUGAUAUCGCGGAUUUGUUUGAACGGAUGGCGUUCGAUAUCAUAGGGAACCUGGCGUUCGGCGAGACUUUCGGGGCACUGGAAACAGACGAGCGUCAUCCUUGGAUCACCAUCGCGAUGGGAGCUUUAACCAAGGGCGCCCUCGUGGACUCGUUAAAGCGCUUCCCUAUGUUAGCCAGUAUCGUUAAACUUGUCAUGCACAAGCAAAUAGCAGUACUCAUCGACGACACCAAUAAGAACGAGGAUCUGGCAAUCAAAUUGGUCAACAGGCGCGUCUCUCGUCCGAUUACUCGAAAAGACUUCCUUACGCGUAUUCUCGAGCAGCGGACCAAACACAAAGUAUCAGACGUAGAACUAGCCGCACACGUCUCAGACUUCGUGCUAGCCGGCAGCGAGACUACUUCUACGGUCCUCUCUACAGCGACUUACUACCUCCUCAAGGAUCCCACUGUCUACGGUAAGUUGGCUUCCGAAAUUCGACGUGCCUUCGAAUCGGCAGACGAGAUCAACGAGGCGACCACCCGCGACCUAGCGUAUCUGAACGCCGUCUGCAAAGAAGCGAUGCGCAUCUACGCCCCGCUACCUCUCGCCCUUCCAAGAGAGGUGCCAGAGGGAGGGGAUACCGUCGACGGACAUUUUCUCCCGGCUGGGGACAAGACCGUGGUCGCAACCAAUCCCGUUGCGGCGAGUCUCGAUCCGACGAAUUUCGCAGAUCCUCUCCUGUUCAACCCGGAGCGGUGGCUCGACGACUAUCAGGGAGAGGACGACCUCGAGGCCAGUCAGCCGUUUAGCUUAGGAGCGAGAGGAUGUCUCGGCAAGAGCCUUGGUUGGAUGGAAAUGCGUCAGAUCUUGGCCAAAUUGAUCUGGAACUUCGACUUGGAGCUCGCAGAUCCGGAUCUCGACUGGCACAGGGACUCGCGCAUGUACACGUUGUGGUCGAAACCGCAUCUCCACGUGACAGCGAAGUUGGUAGAUCAGCAGUAG
Molecule: messenger RNA, 1518 nt
Organism: Annulohypoxylon truncatum
Lineage: Eukaryota; Fungi; Ascomycota; Sordariomycetes; Xylariales; Hypoxylaceae
Product: putative cytochrome P450
Exons: 9
Coding region: 1-1518 (505 amino acids)
Molecular function (GO): monooxygenase activity; oxidoreductase activity, acting on paired donors, with incorporation or reduction of molecular oxygen; heme binding
Source: RefSeq, a predicted model, not a curated record